ACCCCAUGGAGCAAUGUGGGGGCGCAAAGGAAGCCAACAACUCCAUCGCUGGCUUGAAGUUCAACUCCAUGGAGCAGUACAUGGUCCUGAGCGACUCCCAGAAGGUAGCAAUUGCCGUUCUGUGCACCGCCCUGGGCCUGCUCAGCGCUCUCGAAAACCUGGCCGUGUUCUACCUGAUUCUGUCCUCCCACCGGCUACGCAAAAAGCCCUCGUACCUGUUCAUCGGCAGCUUGGCUGUGGCCGACUUCCUGGCCAGCGUGAUCUUUGCCUGCAACUUUGUGAAUUUCCACGUGUUCCAUGGUGUGGAUUCCGAUGGUGUUUUCCUGCUGAAGAUUGGCAGCGUGACACUGACCUUCACAGCCUCUGUGGGUAGCCUGCUGCUGACCGCCAUUGACCGCUACCUCUGUCUGCGCUACCCACCUACUUACAAAGCUCUGCUCACCCGUGGGAGGGCGAUGGUGACCUUGGGCAUCAUGUGGGUGCUCUCGGCACUGGUGUCCUACUUACCUCUCAUGGGUUGGACUUGCUGUCCCAGUCCCUGCUCUGAGCUCUUUCCACUGAUCCCCAACGACUACCUGCUGGGCUGGCUCUUGUUCAUCGCCUGCCUCUUCUGUGGGAUCGUCUGCACCUAUGGGCACGUUCUCUGGAAGGCCCAUCAGCAUGUGGCCAGCCUGGCUGAGCACCAGGACCGGCAGGUGCCAGGAAUGGCUCGGAUGCGGCUGGAUGUAAGGUUGGCCAAGACCUUGGGUCUGGUGCUGGCGGUGCUACUGAUAUGUUGGUUCCCAGUCCUGGCCCUCAUGGCCCACAGUCUGGUGGCCACGAUGAGCAUUCAGGUCAAGAAGGCCUUCGCCUUCUGCUCAAUGCUGUGUCUCGUCAACUCCAUGGUCAAUCCUGUCAUUUAUGCCCUGCGGAGUGGCGAGAUCCGCUCCUCUGCCCAGCACCGCCUGGCCCACUGGAAGAAGUGCCUGAGGGGCCUGGGGCUGGAAGGAAAAGAAGAAGUCCCCAAGUCCUCUGUCACAGAGACUGAAGGGGACUUGAACUUCACCCCAGGGCCAGAGCCCAAAGGGCUACAGUGAUCAAGUCACUGAUGUGGCCUCUGCUCCACUUACAGACAAACCCGGUCAGAAAGGAUACUGCCCCCGAGGACAGCACGUAGUCCUGGGUUUCUCCUGGAACCAGCUCUGGAGGCCCGGUUGUCAUGUCCACUCCUUUAGGCUCAGGGCUGUCAGGACUGGCCGUGCCCACCCAUGCAGUCUGGUGAAGAGAGAGACAAAGAACUGGCAGGUUCACCUACCAAAGGUGCCUUAGCAUCUGCAUUCCCCGGAAACCACAGGAAGCCAGGCAGCUCCAGACAGGACUGUUCUAGAAACUUGGAUGUCACUGCUUGACCCCUGUGUCUGCAGGGAGGGCAGAGGUCACUAGAGACAGACUCCGGAGAACCAUGUGCACCCAGCCAGGGCGUGUGCGGUGGUGCGGCCAGAAGUGGGUUAUGUCUCCGGCUAACCUAACACACCAAGACUUCACAAAUCCCACUCAACCCCGUG
Messenger RNA from Ochotona princeps (American pika), 1544 nucleotides. RefSeq names its product cannabinoid receptor 2 (gene CNR2). Gene Ontology annotation, molecular function: cannabinoid receptor activity. The record is from RefSeq and is a predicted model, not a curated record. Lineage: Eukaryota; Metazoa; Chordata; Mammalia; Lagomorpha; Ochotonidae. Gene Ontology annotation, cellular component: membrane. The transcript has a single exon. The coding region runs from base 6 to 1076 and encodes 356 amino acids. Gene Ontology annotation, biological process: cannabinoid signaling pathway.